AUGAAGUUCGCUUUGCUACCCACACUUCUUUCAACCUCCGUCCUUGGCCUGAAUAUCGGCCGCGCCCAGACCACAGCUCAAGUAACCUUUAUUGGUGCAGCUGGUGCCCAAUUUACCCAGGACUUUCCCACCGAUGGAUCGAAUGUCAAGAUAACCAACCCCCUGAGUAUCUCGCAUAUAUCGUGCAGCACCCAGGGCGCCGUCUGUACUUUUGACGGCAUUGACCACAGCGUUACUACCGUGACUGGCGUGGGCCAGGUUGACGUAGGCCCUCCGCAGACCCAGAUUCAGGGAUCUUGUCGGUUUGGAUCCGGAUCGACUUCUCCCAGCAAUCCCGGUCAAACUCACCCCACCGGAGGUCAAGUGCUCAUCACAUUCGUCGGUGCUGCCAAUGCUCAGUUCCAGCAGCAGUUCCCCACCAAUGGCGCUAGCACCAAAAUUAGUAAUCCCCUGAGCAUCUCCCACAUCACGUCCAAUACGGGUGGCAUCCACUGCACCUUUAACGGCAUUGACAACAGCGUUACCACCAUCAAUGGUGCCCAGACGGUCGACGUUGGCCCUCCGCAGACCCAGGUCUCUGGCACAUGCCGUGCUACUUAA
Molecule: messenger RNA, 600 nt
Organism: Aspergillus welwitschiae
Lineage: Eukaryota; Fungi; Ascomycota; Eurotiomycetes; Eurotiales; Aspergillaceae
Exons: 3
Coding region: 1-600 (199 amino acids)
Source: RefSeq, a predicted model, not a curated record